Molecule: messenger RNA, 766 nt
Organism: Aspergillus versicolor CBS 583.65
Lineage: Eukaryota; Fungi; Ascomycota; Eurotiomycetes; Eurotiales; Aspergillaceae
Exons: 1
Coding region: 50-496 (148 amino acids)
Source: RefSeq, a predicted model, not a curated record
UUCCCAGUAGGCGAGGAUCUGAUAUACACGACAUCCAAUAUCUACCACCAUGAGUUUCACUGCGCUCCGUCUCCUCCGCGCCUCACGAGCCAUUGGCAUCAACUCAGCCCGCCGCACCUACACUACCGAGGGGGGACCACCUCCACCUCAGAGAAGCAACAACUCAACAUGGUACUCCUUCGUUCUUACAGAGUUCACCGAGUUAACGCUAACCACGACCAGGAUGAUCAUCACCGCCGCUCUCGGUAUCCCAGCUGCCUACUACUUGCUGCAAGGUAACAGUUCCCGUGGCAAGGCGCCCUCAGAGGUCGACCAGCCCGCAACGAGAAAGGCCCCAGCAGGAGGUGCCAGCAUGUCGUCCAAGCAGGAGGGGCUGGACAAUGCCGACAGCAGUAACCCCUACAUCAACGAGCCUGGAAAGAGUGUCAAGGGCGAGGGCGAGACGGAAUCAGCGAAGCUGAAGGGAACUGUUUCGCCGAAGAGACCAGCACAAUAAGGAUAGCAAUACGCCUACAUCACCCCCUACAAUCCAUCUUACUGUGUAUAAUCUAUCUUGUAUCAUUUCACACAAAAUUUAAUCUUAGCUUAGAAAAUCAUACCAGUAAGGAACCUUCUUGCGAGGGUCUUAUCCGUGUCGAUCCGGGGCCGUGAUCUCCUCGAUAUGAACUCCGUGUAUCCACGCUGACCGCAUAAUGGCGUCUAUCGUGACUACCUAAGAUAAUCUCUAGGGCCACAUGGGCGUUAAGACUAAGAUCCUCGUACUGCA